AUGACCUCACCUGCUGGAAUCAUCAGGACUUCUUCCGGACGACAAACAUAUGCACCUGAUGGAUUGACGAGCGACAAUGGCUUGGACGAAAAGGCCGACAUCAAGCCGCAUCAAGACUCGACUGGUUCGCAUGGCCUCAGCGAUGACGACUCUCGCACGGAAGCCGGAUACUUCGACGGGGAAGGUAAAGAAACCAUCGAGAAGGCAGUGGAUGGUGAGGAUAGCUCCGAAAACGAGGAUGGCAUAUUUGAGCCCAUUCAUCCUGGCGACGAAGCCACAUUACGUCGAUUGGCGACUCAAUUGUCUCGAACACAGUCUUCAAGACAUGCCCCGUCAAGACGCAGCAGCACUAACAACAGUGCGCUGGAGAGGAAAGAUACACUGGCAGGACUUGAGCUUAACGACCCAGUAUUCGACCCAAGCUCACCGAAGUUCGACCUCUACAAAUAUCUUCGGAUGUUCAUAAAGCUGAACGAGGAUGAGAACAUCAAGAUCAAGCGUGCUGGCAUAGUGUUCAAAGACGUCAAUGUCAAAGGUACCGGCGCAGCACUCAAUUUACAGAGUAAUGUCGGGAGCUUGUUCAUGUCGCCAUUGCGAUUCAAGGAGAACUUUAGCUUCGGCAGCAAGCCUUCGAAGCACAUUCUACGGCAAUUCAACGGGCUUCUCAGGAGCGGUGAGCUACUCAUCGUUCUGGGCAGACCGGGUUCCGGCUGUAGCACAUUCUUGAAGACGCUUUGUGGUGAGCUACAUGGCCUGGAGCUUGAUAAGAAGUCGACUGUCAACUACAAUGGUAUCCCUCAGAAACAGAUGAUGAAGGAGUUCUUUGGUGAUGUUGUCUACAAUCAGGAGGUCGACAAACACUUCCCACACUUGACCGUCGGCGAGACUCUGGAGCAUGCUGCGGCAUUGAGGACCCCAGACCGACGUCCACUCGACGUCACAAGGAAGCAGCUCGUCAAGCACAUUGUACAAGUUGUGAUGGCGGUUUAUGGACUCUCGCAUACAUAUAACACCAAAGUCGGCAAUGACUUCGUUCGUGGGGUGUCCGGCGGUGAACGCAAACGUGUCAGUAUUGCGGAGAUGACACUUGCAGGUUCACCCAUUGCUGCGUGGGACAACAGCACUCGAGGAUUAGACAGCGCAACCGCACUUUCGUUUGUGAAAGCGCUGCGUCUGUCAUCGAACAUCGCUAGCGCUACCUAUGCCGUUGCAAUCUACCAGGCUAGUCAAGCUAUCUACGACCUUUUCGAUCGAGCAGUAGUGCUGUACGAAGGCAGACAGAUAUAUUACGGCCCUGCUAAGCACGCAAAGAUAUACUUCGAGGAGAUGGGCUGGUUCUGUCCACAACGACAAACAACUGGUGACUUUCUCACCAGCGUGACGAACCCAUCUGAGCGACAAGCUCGCGACGGCUUCGAAAAUAAGGUGCCACGGACACCAGACGAGUUCGAGGCGUACUGGCAGCGCAGCAAGGAGUUCGCAAAUCUUCAGAAGGACAUUCAGCAGUACGAGCAAGACUAUCCUCAUGGCAACGAGGGCGAGCUGCAAGGUCUACGAGAAGUGAAGAACGAUCAGCAGGCCAAGCACGUUCGACCAAAAUCGCCAUAUAUGGUCAGCACCGGCAUGCAAGUCAGUCUGAACGCCAAGAGAGCAUAUCAUCGCAUGAUGAACGACAAGGCAUCCACCUUCACUCCGGUCAUAGGCAAUAUUAUCAUGUCCUUGAUCAUUGGUUCCGUGUUCUUCAACACUCCCGACGCAACAGCCGGUUUCCAGUCGAAAGGAGCUGUUCUGUUCUUUGCUGUGCUGCUGAACGCUUUAUCCGCCAUUGCUGAGAUCAACAGCCUUUACUCGCAGAGACCCAUUGUCGAAAAGCACAAAUCGUAUGCGUUCUAUCAUCCGUGGACUGAGGCUUUCGCUGGAAUUGGCACGUCUUGCAGGAACUUACUCUCCCGGCCUUCGCUAACCCAUCUGCAGUACUGGAUAUACCUAUCAAAUUCAUGCAGGCCGUGUGCUUCAACGUGA
Molecule: messenger RNA, 2022 nt
Organism: Recurvomyces mirabilis
Lineage: Eukaryota; Fungi; Ascomycota; Dothideomycetes; Mycosphaerellales; Teratosphaeriaceae
Exons: 2
Coding region: 1-2022 (673 amino acids)
Cellular component (GO): membrane
Molecular function (GO): ATP binding; ATP hydrolysis activity; ABC-type transporter activity
Source: RefSeq, a predicted model, not a curated record